AUGGCUAUUCACAGCGGACAAGGAGGGAAGUUUGCAGAGGAUUUCUGCUUUGAUCGCGCCGGGGCACCCGCUUGGAGACUGCCGAAUGGCAAGUCGAAAAUCGAAUGCAUUGUCUUCAGUCUUGCUGUGUUAUGCUGGCGCCAGUUGAAGAAGCUGAGGUCUUUCGGGUUGAGCUGCGGGGCUCGAGAUAGGAGUGUCAUUCCCUGUCUUCAGUUCCUGAUGAUGCCUCGAUCUUCCGCCCUUCUAGGGCUUACCGUUUGGCUGGUGUCGGGGCUGGUGUUUUCAACAGCCACCGAUGACGCCAGCUGUGCAUCGAACGCUCCACCUUCCGGACAAUCUCCAUCCCUUCUAGCCGUGAAAGCAGAGACUCAUUCGGUCGCCGGCCUUGCCGUCCUCGAAGAUGCGAAGCCGGUGAACUCUACGAAUGCGAGCAAUGCGUCUGCGAAUGUGACGCUGGAAGGGCUGGUCAAGAACAACGUCGUGGACAACAUGAACGAGAUCAACGCAUUGCCGAAGUUGGAGAACAGCAGCGAUGAAAUCAAUGCAAACAACAUCACCGGAAACGGCACAAAGAGCACGACGACAAAUACGACCAACGGCACAAAUGGCACCAAAGCUCCUCGUGGCUCUACUAGGCCUCGACACGGUUUCGGAGAGCUGGCGGUCAACUUGGAGUUCAUCACGCUGAAGUUGGCGCAGCUGGAGACCGUCGCGGAGCUGCAACAAGUCGAGAUCCACAAGCUCCUCCAGAAGGUCGACGAGCAGGACAAGGAGAUCCAAAGUCUCAAGGCGCAGGCCGGCACAGCUCCCGGGCCGACGCCGAGCUUUGCCCAGGAAGCGCAAGAGCAUCGCGUGGAAGUGGCAACAUCUGUUUUCAAGAAGGUGGUGCAGAAGCACCUGCACCAAAGGCAGAAGCGAGAGUUUGUGACGCCAUUCUCAGGCAAAGCCACGCCUUCCUCGCCGAAACCUUCGACGCCAAGGGCCAAGGCGGCCAAGGACCACCUUGUCUACCGGACAGGCAACCAGACUUCCCUGGACACGGCCGUGUCUGCCAAGUUCGUAGACGAUUUUGUGGACACCGUGAGUGACGUUGGCGGUGCUGCGCUUGGGACCAUUACGGAUGGAACUGGCAUGAUUGGGGAUGCCCUGGGUGAUGCUUACGAGCACGCUGCAGACCAGAUUUCCUUCGUUGCAAACACUGUCAUCGACACUGUGGAGAUGGCCGUGACCAUCCUUCUUCGUGGCUUUACGGACUGGGAUGCUUCGUGCCCUGACAUGCAGUGGCCCGACAUGACCGUGAACUCCAACGGGCUCUACGUUGACUGGGGGAAGCAGUACUGCUACAUUAGGCUCAUGGGCCAGAGCAUCACACUCCUCGACUUCGACUUCGGGGACACGAGCCUCAACUGGCCAGAGCCUAUCAAGACGGUCACACGCUAUGGCCUGGAGCCCAUUAAGGCCGUGGUCAACAUCGGCCGCGAGGUCGUCAGCUGCGCAACAGAGGGAUCCGUCACAGAUGUCUUUAAGUGCUUCGGCAACAAGUUGCUGGAAGUCGUUCCGCCACUGAACUUCCUGAAUCGCAUCGGUGACAUGAUUCAGGAGUUCAUUGAGGUAUUUGCGCACAUUGCCACAGCUGUCAUCAACACCAUCUUGAAGGACAGCAGCUCACUAAUCCAGACUGCCGUGAACUCAAGCUUCCCAGCCGUCGGAGCUCCGCCCUUGGUGCACCAUUCGGGGAGGAAUCUCGUUGUCAAGACUCAUGCGCAACGCCGCCCCGGUUCCCAGAGUUCCCAGCCGGCUCAGCGCAAUGCGGGCUCGGGCACAAUGGGCGCCGUAGAGGUGGAUGCGAAGCGUCAGCGAGCAAAGGGGGGCGACGACGAUGACGACGACUCUGAUGGUGGCAUCACCUUCGAGAUCCACGACAACGAGGCCAACUACGCGACGAAGCUCAUAACGCAGUUUGCUGGCAAGGAGACCGACACCAGCAGCUGCUUAGCUUUCGCGCCGAAGACUCGUCGGGGUACCAACAACAAGGUGACGAAGCGUGAUUGGCAAGUUGGCCCUGGACAGGAUUUCAUCCAACUGGAGCCCUGGGCAGUUCCAUGUGACAAUUCCUGGAUGCAGGAAAAUCCUGACAAGUGGGAGGGCUAUUCCUUCUACACAUGGGAAUCUGCUAUCGAGAAGUGCGUGACCGUGAGCUACAGCAUGUCCACUCAGCCUGUGCUGGCCUUCGUUGGGGGCUUGGAGUUCGACUUACUCCCGUCGCCACUGACAGAGAUGGAGACCACAGUAUGUUGGCCAGACAAGCAGCCGGGUGGCGUCGACCUCAGCGUCCUUCGCACGGUGAUUCUGUCCGGCGGUGUCCAGCUCUUCAGUCGCACCCUCCGCCUAACCAAGCGCUUUGGCAGCAACACGGAUUUCGAGCAGGGCAACAUCUUUCCUGCACACGAGACAUGGCGAAACCCGAUUGGCAUUGCCACCGGCACCCACGGGGUCGAAGAUGACCGCUCCCUCGAAGCCAUGGACAGGGAGGCCUCGCUGCUUCAGAACGACACGACGCGGACGGCUCGGACGCGGAGCAGAAAGCCUUCGAAGCAGGAUCUGCACUGGAGCGAAGAGGAGGUUUCGCUGGCCUCCAUGCUCUACGAUCGGUACAUGAACAAGAGCUUCACGAAAGAGCUGCGGGGAAAGGAUGCCCGAGACCAGCUCCGGCUCAUGCAGGAGGAGCUCCAGAGCGACUUCCAGCUCUUCAGCUUCAGCAACCCCGGCCUGGUCUCCUUCAGCAUCCGGGGGAUCCUGUCCAACAACAACCUGCAGAUUGCACUCAAGGUCAGUUUUGGGCCCUUCACCUCUCCAGAGAAGCGGAUCACUUUAGUCAACAUCAUCGAUCAUUACCGCCUCGUCUUGUCUGCCAUGCCCUUUGUCUCCGUGGACACGCGCCUCAAGGCGCUGAAGGCCCUUCAGGACUUCUCGAAGAGCGACGUCUCCACCGCAAACGCGGGCUCCACAGCCGUGGUCGGCGAAGACAAGCCUUCCAAGAACUUUCGGAGCGACAACAGAAAUUACCUCGCUUUCAGCACACGCCAGCAUGGCCAGGUCACGAACUUGUGGAACGAACUCAUUGCAGGCGACAUGACAUGGGAAGUGGUGAUGAAGUUUCACGAGACACCACCAUGGCAGACGAACAUUAUGGGUACUUACGAGUUCAAUGAUAACACCUACAGCACUUCCAAUCGCCGGCGUUCGGUGGGCCUUUUCGUGAGGCCGGAUGGGCGUCAUUUCAUUGGUGCUGCCUUGCAGGGCGAGUCCGGCAGCUCGGUGUCUGGCCCUAACUUGUUCGACCACAAGUGGCACCAUGUCGUCUUUGUCCUCUCCAAGAGCACGCAGCAAGCUUACUAUUUCAUAGACGGCGUCAAGAUCAACUCCUGCUCGUACCCCGUUGGUACUCAGAACCCUGGGAUGGAUGGGACACUAACUGUCGGGGGCGGGCACCUGUCGCGAAACUUUCUCAAUCAGGUGAGCCGAUUUGCAAUCUGGAGUCGAGCUUGGUCUCAGGACGAUGCUACCAAAGCUAAGACCUGUUCUGUCGAUACCACCGGCCUCAGAGUCCUCUACACUCUCGACGGUGGCUAUGAGGACAUCGAGAAUCACUACCUCGACCUUCGCAGCGUCGGUUCUGGUGGAGCUUUUGUGGCAUGCACUGACUGCCAGCAUUGUUCUACAUAUGCCAGCACUGCUGUAAGCAUCCGUUAA
Messenger RNA from Symbiodinium sp. CCMP2592, 3753 nucleotides. NCBI's taxonomy places the organism in Eukaryota, Dinophyceae, Suessiales, Symbiodiniaceae. The record is from the annotation of a GenBank genome assembly.